Messenger RNA from Effrenium voratum, 1184 nucleotides. The record is from the annotation of a GenBank genome assembly. Lineage: Eukaryota; Dinophyceae; Suessiales; Symbiodiniaceae.
CAUUCGCAGAAGUCACGCAUCGGACUAGACCAUCGCCAUGACUUCUUCAGGCAAGGCCGUGGCCACCGGGGAGGCGCUGGUGAGCUUCGCGACCAAGCUGCCCGCCUUCCAGGUGCCGGAGGAAGAGCUGGUCGUGCCCUCCAACCUUGGGAGGUACGGCCUCUCCGAGGUGGUGAAUCGCCUGCUGGGCAAGGAGCAGCCCGUCCCCUUCGACUUUUUGGUGGACGGCGAGUUCCUCCGCACCAGCAUCGACUUGUACUUGGAGGUGCAUAAGCUGUCAUCCGAGAAGGUGCUACAGCUGGAGUUCGUGCUGGCGCUUAGAGAGCCGGAGCAGUCCACCGUGGAUGAGGCGCCCGAGUGGGUCUCCAGUGUGGUAGCUCUGGAGGCUUGCCCCAGCACUUGGUUCGCCGCCACGCUCUACGACGGCACGGUGCGUGUCUACGAGGGUUCCGAGAUGCGGCUUUCCUCGAGGCUGGCGGACUCCGGGCUGGCGGCCGCCGCGGCCCUGCCCACCGCCGGGGGGAGCCACUUCCUGGCGGCGUGCCUUGACGGGACGCUUCGCGCCAUGUCACUGGAAGGCGCCGCCAGCGGGCCGGUGGCAACCCUGGGCACGGGAGGCUCGGCCAUGCAGGCGGCGGCGCUGAGCGAGGACGGCACGCUGCUGGCGGGGGGCGGGUGGUCAACGGAGGUUUUGGUCUUCAACACGGAGCCGGAGACCUUUGCCCAGCCUGCGGCUUCGCGGAAGAGGAAGGCGGCGGCCAAUCAGGCGCGGCCCAAGUUCGCGCUGAAGGGCCACUCCCAGGUGGUCACCGCGCUGCACUUCGGGAAGAAGGAGCAGUUCCCCUACACGCUGCUCAGCGGAUCCUGGGACUGCUCUGUGCGGGUCUGGGACAUCGCGGCGGCCAGCUGCGUCUGCAACUGGGGGGUGGCAAGAGCUGUCACCAGCUUCACGGUGAACCCGGCGAUGCCGCAGUUGGCCACCAGCCAUGAGGACGGCCACGUGUCCUUCUGGGACGUGCGAGCCCCUGCGCACACCUCCAUCGCCGGAGACCUCGGGCAGCGCGGGGCUGCCGCUGGCGCAGGCGCAGGUGACUCACCGGCGGCUCUGCUCGCAGGUGGCGUGGUGCCCCGAGGACGUCGGACGGAGGUGGGAGGCGGUGUGGCUCGGCCAUUUGAGCAAAGGC